AUGUUUGAGUAUGACAUCAGCAGCGGUGGUCAGCCAGGUGGUGGAGGGGAGUAUGAAGUUCAGGAGGGCCUUGGCUGGACCAGUGGAGUGGUCCUGAUGCUCCUGGACCGCUAUGGUGACCGGCUGAGCUCGGGACCCAGACAGCUUUCCUGGAGACCCCUGCCUCACGGCUACCCUUCUGCUCAGCCUCCUGCCACAAGAUUGCCCUCAGUUGGUCAGAGUGCAGUAGCCAUCCAGACGAGAUACUGUCUGUCCGCCUUCGCACAGCCGUCGGCGGCCAAGCAGCUUUCUGUUGGUCGUGGGGAGCCGCCACAGGGCUCCUCCCGCGACUCCUCGGGAGCCUCCCGCCACCUGCCCGGGCGCCAGAUUUACUGCCACGGGGAGCUCCUACACCAAAUGCAGAUGGCCAAGCUCUACCGGGAUGACCAGCAGUUUGUGGACAUGCCACUGUCCUCGGCUCCAGGUGAGGUUCUGCAGCGCUUUGGUGAGCUGGCCGCCGCCCACAACCCAAGCACCCCCCAGCAGCUGCAGGCUUUCGUGCAAGAGCACUACCAGGCCGUGGGGCAGGAGCUGCAGUCCUGGACUCCUGAGGACUGGAAGGACAGGUCAGCGUUCUUCCAGUCCCGGUUCCUGCAGAAGAUCUCAGACCCCAAGCUGCGAGCCUGGGCAGGGCAGCUCCACCAGCUCUGGAAGAAACUGGGAAAGAAGGUGAGGCCAGAGGUCCUCAGCCAGCCGGGGCAGUUCUCUCUGAUCUACUCGGCACACCCCUUCAGCGUGCCUGGCGGGCGCCUGGUGGAGUUCUACUGCUGGGACUCCUACUGGGUGAUGGAGGGGCUGCUCCUCUCUGAGAUGCCCGGGAUGGUGAAGGGCAUGCUGCACAACUUCCUGGACCUGGUGCAGAUCUACAGACAGGUCCCCAACGCGCGCGUGUAUUACCUGCAGCCGAGCCAGCCCCCCCUCCUGACUCUCACGAUGGACCGCUACGUGACCCACACCGACACCGCCUUCCUCCGGGACAACAUCGGGAGCCUAGCCUUGGAAUUGGACUUCUGGAUGGAGAACAGGACCAUCUCUGUGAGCUCGGGAGGGGGGGGCGAGUGCUACGUUCUGAAUCACUAUGCUGUCCCUUAUGGGGGACCCAGGCCAGAGUCUUACAGCAAAGAUGCUGAGCUGGCAGACACGUUGCCAGAAGGGGACCAGGAGGCUCUGUGGGCUGAGCUCAAGGCUGGGGCUGAGUCUGGGUGGGACUUCUCUUCAUGGUGGCUUGUCGGAGGCCCAGACCCUACAUCGCUCAGCAGCAUCCGCACCAGCAAAUUCGUGCCUGUUGACCUCAAUGCCUUCCUGUGCCAGGCAGAGGAGCUGAUGAGCAACUUCUACUCCAGACUGGGGAACGACAUCCAAGCCACAAAGUACAGAAAUCUGUCGCAACAGCGCUUGGUUGCCAUGAGAGCCAUCCUGUGGGAUGAAGAGAAAGGGGCCUGGUUUGACUAUGACCUUGAGAACGGAAAGAAGAACCUAGAGUUUUACCCAUCCAACCUCACUCCUCUCUUCUGUUUCUCUGACCCAGACGCUGUGGACAAGGCCCUAAAGUAUUUGGAGGACAGCCAGAUCUUGACCUACGAGUACGGGAUCCCGACCUCUCCCCAGAAAACAGGCCAGCAGUGGGGCUUGCCCAAUGCCUGGGUCCCCCUGCAGGACCUGGUCAUCAAAGGUCUGGCCAAGUCUCCUUCACCUCGGGCCCAGGAAGUGGCUUUCCAGCUGGCUCAGAAUUGGAUCCGAACCAACUUUGAGGUCUACUCCCAAAAGUCAGCCAUGUUUGAGUAUGACAUCAGCAGCGGUGGUCAGCCAGGUGGUGGAGGGGAGUAUGAAGUUCAGGAGGGCCUUGGCUGGACCAGUGGAGUGGUCCUGAUGUUCCUGGACCGCUAUGGUGACCGGCUGAGCUCAGGGACCCAGACAGCUUUCCUGGAGGCCCCUGCCUCACGGCUGCCCUUCUGCUCAGCCUCCUGCCACAGUAUGGGCCUCCCUGCCCCGUCUGCCUCAUUAAACUUCUGCGUGAGUCCCUACCUUCGCCUGCUUCUUCAUCUUCCAUCCCCCACCCCCAGCCAGUCCUUGGAGUGGGGGGGCCUGAGCUCAGACAUUCACAGGACCCGCUCCUUAGAACAGUACCAAGGCCUGUACAAGGGCUCUGGGAGCACUCGUGCGCGGCCUGGGGCCCAGGCUGCGGCUCUUCUCCAGGGGCCGAGCCGCGCAGCAGGCGGGCUGGCCUGA
Molecule: messenger RNA, 2268 nt
Organism: Mirounga angustirostris (Northern elephant seal)
Lineage: Eukaryota; Metazoa; Chordata; Mammalia; Carnivora; Phocidae
Gene: TREH
Product: trehalase
Biological process (GO): trehalose catabolic process
Molecular function (GO): alpha,alpha-trehalase activity
Source: RefSeq, a predicted model, not a curated record